Nakaseomyces glabratus is the source of this 825-nucleotide messenger RNA. It is a transcript of the gene POR2, whose product is annotated as putative porin POR2. Gene Ontology annotation, molecular function: voltage-gated monoatomic anion channel activity. Gene Ontology annotation, cellular component: mitochondrial outer membrane. Lineage: Eukaryota; Fungi; Ascomycota; Saccharomycetes; Saccharomycetales; Saccharomycetaceae. Gene Ontology annotation, biological process: monoatomic anion transmembrane transport. The record is from RefSeq and is a predicted model, not a curated record.
AUGAUUCCAGUUGAAUUUGGGGAAAUCUCCAGGAAUGCGCAAGGUGUGUUGAACCGAGACUUCUUCCAUGGUACUGGGGGAGUCAUUCAAGUGUCUACCAGCUCUGAUGAUUUCAGGUUUAACAGUAGAGGAAAAUUUUCAGAUGGCAAUUUUGGUGCAAACUUAUCUGGUAGGCAUGCUAUUAAAGGUACUGGAAUCGCAGUAAGCCAGAGUUUAGAUAACAAGAACCAGUUUUCCACUAAGUUUGAGUACAAUAACUCACAGUUGAGAAGUGAUGUCACUACUAAUUGGGUGCCAGGUACCGUUAAUAUCAAGAGCAGUCGUCUUGGAUUCAACUAUUUCAAUGCAUUGAUGAAUUCAAAGAUGUCCGUUGAUCUAUUUAACCCAACAAAAGUUGUAGGAUCAAUGACUAUGGGCUACGGGAAAAUGGUUGGUGGAUCUGAGGUAACAUGUGAUAUAGCGCAGAAUAAGUUUACAAGAUAUGCCUUAUCGAUGGGCAUCUAUGCUGGUAAGCGUAAUUUGACGUUCUUGAUAAAUGAUGCACACGUAAUGACAUUGACGCUCUACCAAAAGCUGUCGCCACAGUUUGAAGCAGCAGCCAAAACCACUACCCGGUUCAACGAAUCCAAUAAAACCUCUGUUGAAGUCGCCACCGCAUACCGCCAUAAUAGUGCUCAAUAUAAACUGAAGUUAAACGACGCGGGAUUGGCGUGUCUAUCCUACAAAGUUCCCUUCCAAAAGAACAUUUCCCUCGGACUAGGUAUUUCGAUGGAUGUUUGCAACCCCACUGUGAAGAAGUUCGGAUGGUCAUUAAAUUUCCAAUAA